AUGAGGAACACUUCAAUCUCCAUAUUAGACCAAAAAAAGAGAAACGUUCAGAACAACCAAAAGCAAAUUAUCUGGGAGGCUAAUGGAGUACAGGAUUCAGAUUUACUAGAAUUACCAAUGGAUCCAAAAGGAUAUCUAUAUUCACAUAUCAUUAUUGAUGUUUCAACCCAGGAUUUGGACAGAAAUCCACUCAAAAGUAAUGAUGCCAAAACAGUACUAGAUUCAUUCAAAAGUAUUUAUGAACAAGGCCAUGUAAAACUUCCUACUUUCAGAAUAAAUACCAAUACUGGAAAAGAAUUCAAUAAUCAUUUAUUCCAAAACUUUUUCACAAAGGAAGUUAAAGUGCUAACGAAAUUUGGAUUUCCUGGAAAACAUAGACAGCAAUGCUUUGCAGAAAAGUUCAAUCAAAAAAUACAAAAGCCUAUCUUGGAACAAAUGAAUGCAGAGGAAAUGUUUACUGGAAUAACUUCUGUAGAAUGGUCCAAUGAUUAUCCCAUGCUGAUAGAAGCUAUUAGAAAGAAAUGGAAACGCAAUCCUCCACCUGUUCCAGAAGGUCUUCCUAAAAUUUCGAAUAAAGAUGACUUACUACCAGAAGGAACUCGAGUUUGA
Messenger RNA from Entrophospora sp. SA101, 609 nucleotides. NCBI's taxonomy places the organism in Eukaryota, Fungi, Glomeromycota, Glomeromycetes, Entrophosporales, Entrophosporaceae. The record is from the annotation of a GenBank genome assembly.